AUGUAUACAAUUAUUAUUUUACUCGAAAUUUUCUUGACUUUGGCAUUGUUCGUACAUUCAACUCCAUUGGAGGACCCUGUUAUCUUUGGGCACAAUCUUGCUAUCCGGUUCACUGGUGUAGCAAAUGAAGUUAUUGAGAAAGGUGCAAUAAUGAGCUUUUAUCAUGAUCAAAGCGGGAAAGUUGAUCACGAAGCAGAUUUUUGUAAGGAUUUUGUUGAACAAAGUGGAUUUGCAUGUCCAGUUGAGGGAGAUUUAGACUUGACUUCAACUAUGUAUUUAGAAAGUUCUCCUGAAGAACCCAAAAAUGUUUCAGAAAACGUAUAUACGAAAAUGAUACCUGUAAUACAAGGUUUUGAACAUGGAAUAACUGGUUUAGCACAUAAUUUACCUAAUGUUAUUGGUGCUAUGGAUGGAUUACAUAUACCUAUUCAUCCUCCUUCUAAGAAUGGUGCACGUUUUGUAAAUCGAAGUGUUCAUGAUGCUCGUGUUUUCUAUCGUUCUUCUCUUUAUCAUGAAAUUUCUCAUAAUCCUGAACAAUGGGUUCCAGAUUCAUUCUUCAAUGAGAAUGGUUGUGGAACAAGCAUUUGGGCUAUUAAAGGGGCGAUGGAGGAUUCUGUUAAAGGAAGUUAA
Molecule: messenger RNA, 630 nt
Organism: Funneliformis geosporum
Lineage: Eukaryota; Fungi; Glomeromycota; Glomeromycetes; Glomerales; Glomeraceae
Source: the annotation of a GenBank genome assembly